Molecule: messenger RNA, 732 nt
Organism: Sapajus apella (tufted capuchin)
Lineage: Eukaryota; Metazoa; Chordata; Mammalia; Primates; Cebidae
Gene: SERPINA7
Product: serpin family A member 7
Biological process (GO): negative regulation of endopeptidase activity
Molecular function (GO): serine-type endopeptidase inhibitor activity
Source: RefSeq, a predicted model, not a curated record
AUGAGCAAGGUUCUCUGGCAUUCCUUUUCAUUUUGGGUAAAGCCAUCAUUCCUCUAUCUGGUUCUCUUGGUAUUUGGGCUUCAUGCCGCAGUCCACUGUGCACCACCUGAAGGCAAAGUAACUACCUGCCAUUCACCCCAACAAAAUGCCACUCUCUAUACAAUGUCGUCCAUUAAUACUGACUUUGCAUUCAACUUGUACCGGAGUUUCCUUUUGACCCCAGAUAAGAACAUCUUGUUUUCCCCUUUGAGCCUUUCUGCAGUUUUGGUUCUGCUUUCCUUUGGGUCCUGCUCCAGCACCCAAACUGAGAUUAUGGAAACCUUGGGGUUCAACCUCACAGACACUGCAAUGUUAGAGAUCCAGCAGGGCUUCCAGAACCUGAUCUGUUCACUGAAUUUCCCAAAGAAAGAAUUGGAAUUGCAGAUAGGAAAUGUCGUCUUCAUUGGGAAGCAUCUGAAACCACUGGCAAAGUUCUUGGAUGAUGUCAAGACCCUUUAUGAGCCUGAAGUCUUUUCUACCGACUUCUCCAAUGUUUCUGCAGCCAAGCAGGAGAUUAACAGUCAUGUGGAGAUGCAAACCAAAGGGAAUGUUGUGGGUCUAAUUUAAGACCUCAUACCACACACUAUCAUUAUCUUAGUGAACUAUAUUCAUUUUAAAGAUGAAGAAACAGCCCAGAGGAGCCAGCGGACUGAGGACCCAAACCCUCUUUCCAUGCUCCACACAGAUCUGUAA